GCGCGUCGCGAGCCAUAGAAACAGUAUACUACAAACAUUUGAACUGUGAACGUCAAAAGUGAAUUCCUGUGAAGAAAUCUGCAACUGAAUACGUUAUUUAACGUAUAUAGCUACCAAGUAAUUCAGUCAAAAUGUCUCUGAUACCGUUGCUGUUCUCCAACUGGUGGGAAGAACUGGACCGUCCACAUCAACUCUUCGAUCAGAAUUUUGGUUUGGGGUUGUAUCCUGAGCAAUUAUUGAAUCCAAGCAUCCUCGAUCAAUACAUCUUACCCAUUCGAGAUCGAAGAUUGAGAAGCCCACUGAUGUACUACAGACCAUGGGGUGAACUCCUGCGAAAAGGCGGGGGAGGAGGUACAUCUACGGUAAAAGCGGAUAAGGACAAGUUCCAGGUAAUUUUAGAUGUUCAGCAAUUUAAACCGGAAGAAAUCAACGUCAAAAUUGUUGGCAAUUCUGUGAUCGUCGAGGGAAAGCACGAAGAAAAAGAAGACGAGCAUGGUUGGAUCUCGAGACAGUUUACCAGGAAAUAUUUGAUUCCUGAGCAAUGCGAUGUCGAUCAAGUAACAUCUAGUCUGUCGUCUGAUGGUGUACUCAAUAUCACUGCGCCUAGAAAGGACGAACCGAAGAUCCAAAGCGAAAGAACUGUUACUAUUGAGCAGACGGGUAAACCAGCGUUAAGGAAAGCAGAAGAAAAGGAGAUGAAGGAGGAAGAGAAGAAGCAGGAAGAGAAGAAGCAGGAAGAGAAGAAGCAGGAAGAGAAGAAGCAGGAAGAGAAGGAGGACGAGAAGAAAGAAAAAUAAAGCCUAAAAAAUGUGUUAAAUUAUUAAUACAUAUUUUUCUGUUUGUGUUCUGUUCCGUUUUUAUACAUGGCAAAGCGCAUUUUGUCAUGUAAUUUGAUUUUUGUACUAUAAGUUAAGAUUUUUUUUUUAAAUAAAAUCUUCGAUAAAAUAUAA
This is a messenger RNA of Bombus impatiens (common eastern bumble bee), 950 nucleotides long. RefSeq names its product protein lethal(2)essential for life. The record is from RefSeq and is a predicted model, not a curated record. Gene Ontology annotation, biological process: response to heat; protein refolding. NCBI's taxonomy places the organism in Eukaryota, Metazoa, Arthropoda, Insecta, Hymenoptera, Apidae. Gene Ontology annotation, molecular function: protein folding chaperone. The coding region runs from base 132 to 797 and encodes 221 amino acids. The transcript is spliced from 2 exons.